This is a messenger RNA of Camellia sinensis, 1913 nucleotides long. RefSeq names its product putative ubiquitin-conjugating enzyme E2 38. Lineage: Eukaryota; Viridiplantae; Streptophyta; Magnoliopsida; Ericales; Theaceae. Gene Ontology annotation, molecular function: ubiquitin conjugating enzyme activity. The record is from RefSeq and is a predicted model, not a curated record.
CGAAUCGACAUCUCUAUCUCUCCGUCUUUCUUUCUCUCUCUAAUUUUUUUUCCCUUUUGGCUGGUGUUUCUCUCUCCACAACACUUGACUGACUCUCUCUCUCUCUCUCUCUCUCUCUCUCGCUAGAUGUGUACGUAUUUAUAUGUAUCUACUCUGCAAAAUCGAACUGUGUAGAGAGGGUUUUGACAACGCGCGUUUGCGGCUAUGGAUGUUGAAAUCGUCGAAUUUGCUUCAGACGACUCUCAAGCUUCGGCCGCCAAGAAGCUUAAGCACAAUGAGGAUGCUGUGGCCAACGAUUUUGAGAAGUCUACUAUUGUUGUGGGGUUAACAUCUGAGUCUCUUAAUUCAGACAAUCUCAAUGGUUCCCAUUCAGAUAUGUCAUAUCAUGAUGAUAAUGAUGCCGAUGAGGCCGUUGAUGAUGGCGACGAUGUUUCUGAUUAUGAUGACAAUGAUGAUUUUAUGUUCGACAACGAUGAUGAUGAUGAUAAUGAUGAUGAUUAUCUGAGUAUGCAAGCCCAAUUCGAUAAUGUGGAUUUACCUCCUGGGGUAGAGGCAUCAGUUUCUUGGUUGAGAGAUCCUUCUCCCAGUGCAAAUGCCCCAGCUUCUAAUAAUGCUACAGGCCCGAGUGGUGCUGUGGGUCAGCCUGCUGGGGCAAGGAUGUCUUCCUUAAAAAUUUAUGAUCCCGCUGCCAAUAGCAAAAUUGAGGCUGCUGCUACAAGCAGUUCAACAGUCCUUGCACAGUCAAGUUCCAGUGGGAAAGAGAAAGAAGAAAAAGAAGAUGUAGUUCUGAGUAAGUUGCAACUUUUUAAAAGGUUUGAUACUGUUGAUGAUUUUUCGGAUCAUCACUUCAACGGUGUGGCCUUUUCAGGGCAGCAGCCACCCUCUUGGGCAAAGAGAAUUCAGGAAGAGUGGAAAAUUCUGGAGAAGGAUUUACCUGAUACAAUAUAUGUAAGAGUUUAUGAAACAAGGAUAGAUCUUUUGAGGGCUAUCAUUGUAGGACCAGCAGGGACACCUUACCAUGAUGGUCUGUUCGUCUUUGAUGUUCUCUUCCCUACUACCUAUCCUGAUGUGCCCCCGAUGGUUUACUACUAUUCUGGUGGCCUUCGAUUAAACCCAAACUUGUAUGAUUGUGGGAAAGUCUGCCUCAGCCUUUUAAACACAUGGAGUGGCAACAAGAAUGAGAUGUGGAUGCCAAAGACAUCAACCAUGCUACAAGUCCUUGUCUCUAUACAAGCUUUGAUAUUGAAUGCAAAGCCCUUCUUUAACGAACCUGGGUAUGCCAAUAUGUAUGGUGGGCUGGAGGGAGAAAGAAGAUCAAAGGCUUACAAUGAGGAUGUGUUUAUUCUAUCUUUGAAGACAAUGAUGUAUACGCUUAGGAGGCCCCCAAAGCAUUUCGAGGACUUAGUUGCUGGGCAUUUUCGUCUUCAAGCACAUGACAUUCUGUCAGCAUGUAAAGCUUAUAUGGAGGGUGCUGAAGUUGGGUCUGUGGUCAGAGGAGUCGUCGAAGAUACAAAUAAUAAGGCAGAAAAGAACCAACCUGGUGAAUUCAAGGAAGCAAUAGCUAGAAUGAUGAAUAGUCUAGUUACAAACUUCAACAAAAAUGGGUCAAAGGAUUGUGAGCAGUUCCGUCGUCCAGUUUGAUAGCUGGUGAGGCUGAUGCCAGGGCUGAUGGGUGGCAGUUUAGGGCUAGUAAGUUCCUUCUCUUAGUUUGGUUUUUUUUUAUUCUAUGUAACUGCACAGAUAUUUGUUUAUAGAAAGAUUUAUCUUUGGGAUUUUCCUGAUAGAUGUAGAUAAGGUAGGGUGUUUUAGGGAUGGAAAACAGAGAUUCCAGUCGUAUAGUUCGUUGCAUCACAUCUCCAAGUGAAAAUGAAUCUGGCUUUUUUUGUUAUGUGGUCUAAUGUCAUUCCUUCAAA